Molecule: messenger RNA, 1710 nt
Organism: Helianthus annuus (common sunflower)
Lineage: Eukaryota; Viridiplantae; Streptophyta; Magnoliopsida; Asterales; Asteraceae
Product: allantoate deiminase 2
Exons: 11
Coding region: 102-1592 (496 amino acids)
Molecular function (GO): hydrolase activity, acting on carbon-nitrogen (but not peptide) bonds, in linear amidines
Source: RefSeq, a predicted model, not a curated record
AAAAGAAAAGAAAAGAUAUUUGGUUAAAAUGGAUAUUAGUAGAGUUGUGGGGAUCGUAUUGAAAAUAUAACAAGUUGUCCAUAAAAAGGUUGAGGUGGUGGAUGAGUCAGUCAUCCACGGGCAAAGGCAGGCAGGCGUUUGAGGGACUUGCGUGGCUGCCUUGCUUGCUUGCAGCCGUAGCCAUGGCGUCCUCCAAUCCAUUCAUCAUCUCAUUUUUCCUUAUCCUCGUCCUUGCGCUCAACUCUGACGGUUUGAAGAUUGAUUUGUAUCCUGAAAUCUUAAGAGAAGAGGCAGUAGCAAGACUUUAUGAGCUCGGAAAGGUAAGUGACGCUGAUGGCUAUCUUGAAAGGACUUUCCUAAGCCCAGCUUCUGUCAGAGCUGGGAAUCUAAUCCGUACGUGGAUGGAGGACGCUGGAUUGACUACGUGGGUGGAUGGAUUGGGGAAUGUUCAUGGUCGACUUCAACCACCAAAUGCUAGCAAAAAGGCUCUUUUAAUUGGUUCCCAUCUGGAUACUGUUGUUGAUGCUGGUAUGUUUGAUGGUGCACUUGGUAUCGUAUCUGCUAUAUCAGCAAUUAAAGUGUUGAACGUCACAGGAAGGUUAAGGCAUUUAAGGCAUCCAGUCGAAGUCAUUGCGUUUAGUGAUGAAGAAGGAGUUAGAUUCCAAUCUACGUUUCUAGGAAGUGCAGCUAUUGCAGGUGUACUACCUGUUUCAACAUUGCAGAUACCCGACAAAAGUGGUUUGACAGUGCAAAAUAUUUUGAAGGAGAACCUGAUAGAGACUACAGAAGAAAAUCUCAACCUGCUCAAAUAUGAACCCGACUCUGUUUUGGGCUAUGUAGAGGUUCAUAUUGAACAGGGACCUGUGCUGGAAUCAAUUGGUCUUCCUCUUGCUGUGGUAAAAGGCAUUGCUGGACAGACCCGGUUAAAGGUAACAGUGAGAGGAUCACAAGGACAUGCCGGCACAGUUCCCAUGUCUAUGCGCCAAGACCCAAUGGUUGCUGCAGCUGAAUUAAUUGUAUCUUUAGAAAGAUUAUGUAAAAAUCCUCAAGAUUUUCUAACAAAUGAGGCUUCUGAUGGCCACUGUAAUGCAUUUUCUCUUAAAGCACUCUCCGGAUCUCUUGUUUGUACUGUUGGUGAGAUAUCAACUUGGCCCAGUGCAAGUAAUGUCAUUCCUGGCCAGGUAAUAUUUACGGUUGAUAUUCGUGCCAUAGAUGACAUAGGAAGGGAGGCUAUAAUAUAUGAAUUAUCAAAUCAAAUGCACAGUAUAUGUGAUCGACGAUCUGUUUCUUGUUUAAUGGAGCGUAAGCAUGACGCGAAUGCUGUAAAGUGUGAUACAGGAUUGAAUUCACAGCUCAAAUCUGCAGCAUAUUCGGCUGUAAAACGAAUGACAGGCGAGGAUAUUGGCGAUGUGCCAGUACUGAUGAGUGGUGCAGGACACGAUGCAAUGGCCAUGUCUCAUCUGACCAAGGUCGGUAUGCUAUUUGUUCGAUGUCGUGGAGGAAUUAGCCAUUCUCCUGAAGAACAUGUGUUAGAGGAUGAUGUUUGGGCCGCUGGUUUGGCAAUCCAAGCGUUCCUGGAAACCAACUUGUAGGUACUGAAUCAUUAGAUGUCUGUGUAUAUAUGGAAUAUUGUUCAUAAUAAUGUAGCAAUGAUUAGUUUCGUUGCAUUUGCUUAAGUAAAUGAUUAAACCAAAAUCAUCUUCUAAAUUA